GGGAUGAUAUCUUUAGCCAUUUUUUUUUAAAUAUAUUUUUACAAAGUUGUUGGUACUUCCACUUGAAAGUCAUUUUUGCUAACUUGAAUCAAUACAGAGAGACAGUAAUUCUGCUAUUUAUAUUUCAAAUUAAAAGCACAGUAUUGGAAUAUGCCUGAUCUCGCGAUAACCUGCCUUAAAACGAGAAAGAGUUCUGAUUGGUCAGUCUCAUGGGGAAAAUCAAAGAAGCUCUAGGAUUGGACUGGUUAAUGGAGCGAAAAGAAGAAACGCUGAUUGUAAUUGGUCACGUCGGAGCAAAUUGAGGCGUCACAGCAACGCGUUGCUAAAGCGACCGGAGGGGAAGCGGGCGCCGGCAUGGCCACCUACCUCCAAUGUCCGCUCUGUGGCAAUUUCGCCAAAUGCCACGCCCACCAGCUGUCCCACGUGGCCGCCGCCCACCCCACUUAUCUGGACAGCGUGGCGAUGGGUCGCCUCGGCAACAUCAUCAUGUACCAGAGCGCCGCCCGGCUGUUCCACUGCGCCGACUGCUUCUUUACCAGCCGCGACUUCACCAAACUCUACCAGCACAUCAUCUCCAAACACUGCAUGGACGAGACGGCGACAGUUGGAGAGGGAGCCGACGGGGAAGACGACAGGAGCGAAAAGGGGGACAAGGAAGCGGACGAGGAAGGGAAGGAACUUGAGGAGGAAAGGAAGGAAGUGAAGGAGGAAGAGGAGGAAGUGGAUGAGGAACUGGAGGAAGACGUGAAGGAAGCGGACGAGGAAGUGAAGGAAGUAGACGAGGUUAUGAAAGAAGGCAAUGAUGCGGACGAGACAACUCCGCAGACCCAGGACAGCGGCGAGAACGUGAAGGACGAAGACGCCUCCACCGAGCGGAUGAUAAGCGACGCGGACCAAAGCGUGUUGGCUUUCAACGGCGACUUGUACCGCUGCCUGAUCUGCAACUGGUGGAAAAACAAGCUGAAAGUUGUGGCCGUCAACCACGCGGUGCGAAAGCACGGCAUCCCCAGGGAGUUCGUCGUCCAGAGGAUCAGGCAAGACGACGACGCUACAAGCUUCAUUCGGCAUUUGAGCGGCGGCGCCGACGAAGACGACGAGGACGGCCUGAGUGGCGACCGCCUCAAAGAGGAGUUGAAGGCGACGUCCAAAGUGGUGGGCUUCUUCUCCGGCCGCUACGUCUGCCUCAUCUGUGGCUGGAAGACCAAGAGAAAAGGUUUUGUCAUCAACCACGUGGUGCGCAGCCACAACGUGGAGCGACCGUACCGAUGCAAAGACUGCAAGCGCUCCUUCUUCCUGCCCAGCCGACUCCUGCAGCACGUCCGGGCGGCCCAUCGGCCGGGACGCUUCGCCUGCCCCUUCUGCUGCUUCAGGUCGCACUUCCUGGUGGGUUUCCGGCGCCACUGCGGCCGAUGCGCCGCCCGCGAGGGGCUGGGAAUGGCGAUGGGCGAGGAAGGCAGAGGGGGGCUGCUGGCGGUCAAGGAGGAGACCAAGGAGACGAGAGCUGGGAGGAAAAGAGCGCGGAGGCUGAUUGAAGAGGCCGACGACGAAGACGAGCUCAUGUUAUUCUAACGCUGGACCGGAUAUUCAACCCACUUUGUCAUUCAGUACUGUCGUUAAUUAGCUUUUUAAUAUUUCGCCAUUCAUUUUUAUUGUGUACAUUUCAUACUUUCAGUGAGGUCGUCAUUACUAUGAAGGCCGCAGCACGUGACUCCUUUACGUUAAGAACCAAAAAAAAAAAAAAAAAAAACAAAUUUCCUCUAUUGUAUUUUUCCUGUCAGUGUCUGGCCAAAUGAGGAUAUUUGAGUUUUCACUUCAAACACCAGGCCGUAAAUUGUUUUGGUGCAUACACACAGCAAUAUCAGAAAUUGCACAUUCACAUUUUCCAUCCAUUUUCUCAGCUGCUUAUCCUCACAAGGUCAGCUAUCAUUGGGUGAGAGGAGUGGUAUAGAGCCCGUGCACCUACGUCAUAAAAUCACGUGACUUUUGUUUACAUCGCCAUAUUGUCGGUCAAGCUAAGCAUUGCUCAAUGCUAAGUCGGUUGAAGACGACACGGAAAUAUGUCUUAUCGCACGACGCCGUCUUGUCUGAUCCAAUCAGACAUUUAGAAGGUGAAAAUAAACAGGUACGUGGAAAAAUUAGGUAAACUCGGCAUAGAGGACCCGUAUUUAAUGCCGAUUUGGAUGUUUUCGCCGAUAAGAAAUUGGACUGUUAAUUCGCUUCCGCUUGUCUCGGACACCUGAAUAUAGACCUGUAUCUGGUGAGUAAGUCAUCGAGAUUGACACAGAAAAGUUUGAAAGCGUAUUAAAGUCUGAACGCUUCCGAAUACUUUGUUGCUGGAUUUGUUCUCAAGAAUAAAUCCCACAAUGACGGUUUUGACGCCUUGUCGUGUUUGGCGACACAUCAACCUUUGCCGGAAUCCAUUGAUCUUUUCUGCUAGUAUUCAAUACAAAUACCAAUAUUUAAAUAAAUAACCCCUGGUUUUACACAAACUCACAUUCAUUAACUGGAGCCUAUCCCAGCUGUAAACGGGCGUAAGGCAGGGUACACCCUGAACUGGUUGCCGGCCAAUCGCAGGGCAGAUCAAGACAGUCACAAUCACACCUUGGGGCAAUUUAGAGUGUCCAAUUAAUGUCGCAUGUUUUUGGGACGUGGGAGGAAACCGGAGUGCCCGUAGAAAACCCACACAGGCAGGUCAGAGAUGGAACCCGGGACCUCAGAACUGCGAGGCCAACGCUUUACCAACUGACCCACCGUGCCGCCACUUCAUUAACUGAUUCGGGGGGAAAAAAACAGAAGCGAUUGUGGCCACACUUAACCUCCGUAAACCUCUGCUACGUUUUUUUUUUUGUUUGUUUUUUUUUAAACACGCAUUGUCCUCAAAUGAGCCAAUUUGGCAUUGUAAAUACUUCUUGGUAAUUUGAGAUUGAGAAGAA
Molecule: messenger RNA, 2933 nt
Organism: Syngnathoides biaculeatus (alligator pipefish)
Lineage: Eukaryota; Metazoa; Chordata; Actinopteri; Syngnathiformes; Syngnathidae
Product: zinc finger protein 407-like
Exons: 3
Coding region: 355-1569 (404 amino acids)
Biological process (GO): attachment of mitotic spindle microtubules to kinetochore
Source: RefSeq, a predicted model, not a curated record